AUGGUGGAUGGGCCCCAGCUCUGCUGUGAUGCCUGCUGGGCGCGGGUUCAGGACGAUCCUCCUUGUGUGGCCUGGGUGUGGAUACAUGAUGGCCACUGCUAUCAGAAGUACACCGGCGAAUUCCCGGUGGUGCAAUACUUCGAUCGGUCGACCAGUGAUGCCGGCCUCCUACUAACAACAACCACCACAACUUUCUCAAUCGCAGCAUCGACUACGAACUCAAGCACCACAGAUACCACCACAACAUUGAGCAGGACAACUAGUUCCACAUCCACCAGCACGACCACAUCCAACACAAGCACCACGGAUACCACCACAACAUUGAGCACGACAACUAAUUCUACAUCCACAAGCACGACCACAUCCAACACAAGCACCACCGACACCUCCACAACAUUGAGCACGACAACUAAUUCUACAUCCACAAGCACGACCACAUCCAACACAAGCUCCACGGACACCACCACAACAUUGAGCACGACAGCUAAUUCUACAUCCACAAGCACGACCACAUCCAACUCAAGCGUCUCGGAUACCACCACAACAUUGAGCACGACAACUAAUUCUACAUCCACCAGCAUGACCACAUCCACAACGAUCUCUUCCAGUUCGAACACUACAGCGAGCUGGACACCAAUGCCAUGGACAACGACCACCACGUUCAUGACCAGCAGCACACCCACAUCUACCACUCUUUCUGAUACCACUAUGACCACAUCAACGCUUUCAAGUACGGCUUCUAGCAGCACAACUGUCUCUUUCACGCGGACCUCUUCAACUUCCACUUCGCACACGCGCACUUCGAGCUCGACAACCACCUCCAGCAUCUCCUCCUCUCGAAGCAGCACUUCGACUUCGAGAUCCACGUCGCUUAGCAGCACCUCGGUGUCAAGAACAACUUCCUCUUUGACGACUACAUCUUCGACCACGUUCACACGCACUUCAAGCUCGACAACGACCUCCACAAUAUCCUCCACGACUUCAAGCUCCACGUCGCGUACAACAACCACUUCCACAAGGACAGCCACUUCCAGUACCACCUCGAGCACCUCUCGGUCUUCUUCGACCACCUCAAGCACCUCAUCCACUUCCACCACCUACUCCAGUUCGACUUCGACCAGCACCAGCAGUUCCAGAACGCAAUCGACCUCCAGUUCGGUGACCAGCUCAAGCCUCACGGCAACAGCGAGCUCCACCACGACAAGGAGCUUCACCAGCUCUACGACAACGUCUACGUUACUGGACAAUGUGGAGCUGCCGGCAGGUCUGGUCGGGACAACGGCCGGCGAGGUGCUCACGCAGGCCCUGCAGGCGGCGGUCAUGGCCGUUGGCCAGGAGACACGGUUAGUUGAGGGCAGACACGUUAGUUAA
Messenger RNA from Symbiodinium natans, 1371 nucleotides. The record is from the annotation of a GenBank genome assembly. Lineage: Eukaryota; Dinophyceae; Suessiales; Symbiodiniaceae.